AUGAGCUCAGAAAUCAACAUCAGACAACUGUUAUAUUAUAAGUCUCUAAAUCCUAGUAUUGUCUCAGGAUAAUUGUUGAGGUCCUACUUAGUAAUCUCUGAGAACAGUUAAAACUACGCAACAUAGGCUUAAUAAAUUGAGAUCAACUGCUUAUAGUGAUUUUAGGCUAACGACACUCCAAACAUAAACACCAAUAAAUAACUUUAGAUAUGGAUUUAAUGUUGAUGAAUACGAGAAUUAUAAUUCUUAAAUUCAUUUUUUGGAAGUUUAUGAACAUCCAAUAAAAUAUAUUAAUGUAAUCAUAGAUUUAUUCAGAGUUACUUAACAGAGAGUAAAAAGAACUUAUUAUAAAUUUUAAAAUAGGAAAUUGAUUAUUGAAAUCGAAUAUAGCCUAAUUAAGUGAUUAAUCAAAUCGAAUACGCUUAGAGAUUUCUACUAUUAAUUAAAAGUAUGAAUUGAGUUAAAUCAAUUAUAAAUUUAUUUUCGAGAGUCUCUCAACUAAAAAUAUAAAUUACUCAAACAUGAUAAUGUAUAAUUUAUUGAAGAACAAUACAAAUUGUCAAAAGAAUAUCAAAGAUUAGCUAAGGUAAAAUAACUUAUGGAAGAAAAAAAUUAAUAAUUAUUAAGUCGAGUUGUUCAAUUGGAAAAUACUUUAUAGGGAGUUACACUUGAACUAUAGCAGUGA
Paramecium sonneborni is the source of this 685-nucleotide messenger RNA. NCBI's taxonomy places the organism in Eukaryota, Ciliophora, Oligohymenophorea, Peniculida, Parameciidae. The record is from the annotation of a GenBank genome assembly.